GACAGACUUGACAGAAAACGCGAAACCUUUUGUAGGGGUUGAAAUUGUAGUAAAUUUGUUUAUCAUAGUUUUGUAAUUUUAUAAAUAUUUUGAAGUAGUUUGAAAGUAUUAAAGUAAUAUUCACAUGAGAAACGGCAAAAAUGUUUGGUUGAUUUGGCCUCUCGAAAGCUGCAAAACGAAUUGCAUGUGCAAGAACGCGAAAAGAACAGUCAAUAGGACCAACAGAGUGCAAAAUGUCCGAAGUUGCACUGUACCAAUGUCGCCUAUGUUUAAAGGAUUCUCAGUUUUGUUAUUCCUUGUUUGACGAGGAUGUAACGGAAAUCAUUGAGAGUUUCACAUCAAUAAAGAUUGAUGAAGAUGAUGAUCUCCCAACCAUCUGUUGUGCACAGUGUUUGGAAGACAUCUACGUUGUGUAUAGGAUUAGAUGUCGUAUAAUUGAAUCAGACAGGAUUUUACGGGAAAAACUUCUUCAGAAAGGAAAAGACGACACUGAACAAGCUUACGUUAAAUUUGAGAGUGACGCGAUGUCAGUGGAUGAAAUUCAAAUAACUCCUGAACCACUAAAAAAUGAAAAUGCGUCAAAUUCAGUUGUUGAAGACUCAGCGGUGGAAGAAGUUGAAAUAACUAUUAAUCCAGAAAUCAAUGAAGCUUUUAAGAAACAAAUUGAAUUAAAACGGAAAUCAGCUGCCAUGCAGAAACCAGAAACCACCUUUGAAUGUACAGAAUGUAACAUUAAGUUCAAUUUUAAAAGGUAUUACCUUCAGCAUAUGAAAAAACAUAAUAUUGUCAGCGUUUGUAAAAUAUGUGGUCGACAAGUGCUAACGUGUAAUUAUAGAAGACAUUUGGAAGUACACAAAUCUUCACCGAAAGUUUGUGAGCUAUGUGGAGCUGUGGCUAAGAAUGCAGAAAGUUUGAGAGGGCACAUGUUUUACAUGCAUAAAAGCACAGCAGAACAAUAUAAAUGCAAACAUUGUGGAAAAUUUUAUAGGUAUAAGUAUAAAUUUCAAUUACACAUACGUAAGGCACAUGGUGGUGAUAAAACCCACAUUUGUGAAGUGUGCGGAAAGGCGUUUUAUACGGCAAGAGACGUUAAUAGACAUAUACAAAUGACUCAUAUGAAACUAAGACCUUAUGUUUGCCAGUUCUGUAAUAAAGGAUUCAGCAGUUCAUAUGCUAGACGUACACAUGUGAGGCAACACACCAAUGAGAAACCUUUCAAAUGUGAAAUAUGUGCUGAAGGGUUUAGGCAACGAGUUUCUUUAAAAACGCAUUUGAAGUCUAAGCAUGGUAUUGUGCAGACAACUGAACAAAACGUUUACACACAAGGUGCCGGCAUUAAAUUGGAAGGCGACAUAUAAUUUUUUGGACUAAUUUAAUUUAGAAGCGACUGUGAUUUCAUCUUUGUACAUAGUUUUGGUCAUGGUGUGCUAUUAUAUACCCGCUGCUAUAUUACCAAAAUAUAUUUAGCAACUUAA
Messenger RNA from Zophobas morio, 1475 nucleotides. RefSeq names its product zinc finger protein 77-like. Gene Ontology annotation, cellular component: nucleus. The record is from RefSeq and is a predicted model, not a curated record. The coding region runs from base 234 to 1358 and encodes 374 amino acids. Lineage: Eukaryota; Metazoa; Arthropoda; Insecta; Coleoptera; Tenebrionidae. The transcript has 2 exons. Gene Ontology annotation, molecular function: zinc ion binding.